UUUGAUUUCAUUUUAAGGCCUUUUCUUGUGUUUUUUUUAUUUUACUUUGUUUUUUGUUUGGGUAAUAACGAGUUUCUUUCCCACUCUUAUUUUUUCUUGAAUGUACAUAAUGGUCAGGUUUUCUACUCGAUUUCCAUUGGCGUGUUUUCCCCUUCUGAACAUUAUGCUCAUUUUAAGGAAAACUAGAGGGGACCGGAGUUAUUUGCUCCCACUAUUUUUUAGGAUGUACAAAUGGUCAGGUGUCCUCGACAUCCCUUAUCUGUUUUCCCACUCCUGACCAUUAUGUGCAUUUUAAGAAAAAUAAAGGGUGAUGGGGGCUCAAAACUCGGCAUUCCCCUUAUUUCUUUAAUUUUUACUUAAUUUUAAGCCUAAACUUUUUGCAGGAUCUAAAAAACUAAAAAUCAAAUCUAAAAAUGAGCCGUUACACUGGUGGUCGUCUCGAUGUUAAAGCGCGUACAAUGAAAUACGCUGUAUUAGAUCCUGAUGUAGCUUCAAAAUAUGAAGAUUUGGACGAUGAUGAAGGGACUUCUUACAGAGCAAAAAAGUCCUAUCGAAGAGACGGUUCUCAAUUACAAAAAAAGAUGCUUGGAAUAAUUGAAGGACAUAUUUCCAAAGGACAACAGCCAAUUAGUCGAAGCAGAGAUUUUGUUCGGAAUACAUAUAUCUACGAAAUCACGGUUUGCUUUUUUUUUAUUUUUAAUUAA
Meloidogyne enterolobii is the source of this 704-nucleotide messenger RNA. The record is from the annotation of a GenBank genome assembly. NCBI's taxonomy places the organism in Eukaryota, Metazoa, Nematoda, Chromadorea, Rhabditida, Meloidogynidae.